Molecule: messenger RNA, 1403 nt
Organism: Hevea brasiliensis (rubber tree)
Lineage: Eukaryota; Viridiplantae; Streptophyta; Magnoliopsida; Malpighiales; Euphorbiaceae
Source: RefSeq, a predicted model, not a curated record
AUGGCAACAAAAACUAAGGAUGGUAAUAGCGCCCUGAAGAAGGAGAAGAAGGUCACAUCCUCUUCAAAUUCUCACAACAUCCACAAACAAGCAAAUAAUCCCAAACCAGCCACCGGAAGCUCCACUGACAAAGAUAAAUCAACCCCAUCAAGCAAACCAGUCCCAAACUAUCUAAAACCUACAUUUAGUUCAAGGUCAGAGUCAUUAAAUCUUGUCGGGAAAACUAUCAAUGAAGAUGCAACCCCAAAGCUUCUUAGAGGAAGAUCCUUCGAUAGGCCUUCAUCAGCGGCUCGUGCACAAAAGUCACUCAUCUCUCCUGACCAUAAAGAGAGAUUGGCUUCUCGGGACAGACCAAUGGCAAUUCAAUCUUCCUCUUUUUCAGCAUCAUCAAGAACUCGAACUUCAACUAAACCUGCUUUGGAAAGAAGUUUCAGGUCACUUAAGCCUAUAAGGUCUCAGGCAUCAGGUGCAGGGGUUAUAAAGAGGAGCUCAAGCUUCUCGAGGGUCUCAAAUCUAUCCAAGAAUGGGAGUAAUCCUAAUGCUCCUCAUUCAUCAAAAGUUCCAAAUAGUCGACAUAGCACUGAAGCUUUGAGUCUUGAAACUGGGCAAGAAAGAUACGAAGAAUUUAUGGUUCAAGAGCCUCGAGAUGGCAAAUGUUGGAAGGAAGGAAGACGCAGAUGCUGCAAGAUAAUCCGGUUAAAGAUAGUGAAGAUUAGAGAGUUAAGCCUUGUGAAAUUUCCACAUUUCUAUCCCAGGAGGCAGCACAGGUUGAGAAUAAUAAAAGUGAAUUACAUGAAGAUCAUGAAAACGAAAAUAAACAUUGAGGGAGAAGAGAAUCACAGAAGCAAUAAUCACUCUGAAGAGGGUAAUGCAGAUGAUGCUAAAGUUGAAAGUGAUGAAGACAAAGGAGAAGAAGAGAAUGCAAAAGAAAAGGCAGCUUGUUCUGAAGAACCUGUAGAUGAAAAAAAGAAGGAAGAUAUAGACCAAGGAAAUGAAAAUGAAAGAAGCAAGGAGCUCAAGUCCAAGUAAGGAGAAGAUGUGGUGGAGGGUGUUGAAGAAGAAGGAAAUCAGGAAGUAGGUAAUGCAAAGCAAAAGCUGCAAGGGGAAGAAGAGAAGAAGGAAGCUCCAGCAACAUACGAUGAUAUGAUUGAGCAGAGACAAAAAAUAAGCUCAUUGAGAAGAGGAAGAACAAGAUUGAAAGCAUUGGUUGGGGCAUUUGAAACAGUCAUAGAUUAUGAAACUGCAGGUUCUAAUAAUUGAAGACCCUAAUUUUUCAACCAAAUUGAAGCCUUCCAAUGAUAUUGAUCCUUUUCUGAUACGACACUCUUGUACUAAUUUACUGUUUAGCAACCAAUGAGUUUUUAGCUCAAUGGCAUAUCAAUGUCUUUUCUAAGACAAGUAAG